Messenger RNA from Cannabis sativa, 1840 nucleotides. RefSeq lists its product as uncharacterized. Bases 12 to 1352 code for a protein of 446 amino acids. NCBI's taxonomy places the organism in Eukaryota, Viridiplantae, Streptophyta, Magnoliopsida, Rosales, Cannabaceae. The transcript has a single exon. The record is from RefSeq and is a predicted model, not a curated record.
AUAAUUUGCCAAUGGAUCAAGCAAAAGCCAUUGGGAACUACUCCCAAAAUAAUAAUUAUGGGCACAACCAGCAGGGGUUCUACCAGCAGAGAAAUCAGCCCCAACAAAACCAACAACAAAGUCCUAGUGGAGGCUCCAAUAUCCAAGCUGAUUUAUUGCUCCAAUUCAUGAUGGAGACUAGAGCCUCUAUUAAAACUCUAGAAACUCAAAUGGAACAAUUGUCUACUCAAGUGGCAAACCAAGCUCAAGGAAAUUCACCUAGCACUAGUGAGGCAAAAGGAAAAGAGCAAUGUAAAGCAAUUUCCUUGAGGAGUGGAAAGAGUUAUGAAGGACCUAGUGGCAAGCAACCAGUUGAAGAUGGGGUUCAGGAUCAACAGGCACAGACACCGGCACCAAAGGAAAAGAAGGCUACUGAUAGCCCUGCACCACCACAACAGUCUCCACCAAUCAGUAUUGAUCAUCAUGUGAAGAUACCUUAUCCUCAGAGACUCCGAAAGACCAAUCUAGACAAGCAGUUUACAAAAUUUCUAGAGGUCUUCAAAAGACUACACAUCAACAUUCCUUUUGCUGAAGCCUUGGAACAAAUGCCCCGUUAUGUGAAGUUCAUGAAGGAAAUAUUGUCUAAGAAGAGAAAAAUGGAGGACUAUGAAACAGUGGCAUUAACUGAGGAGUGUAGCGCCAUUUUGCAAAAGAAACUACCGCCCAAGCUUAAAGAUCCGGGUAGUUUCAAUAUUCCAUGCUCUAUAGGGGGUUCAGUGGAAACUAAAGCUCUAUGUGAUCUGGGAGCAAGCAUUAAUCUAAUGCCGUUGUCUGUCUUCAAAAGGCUAGGAUUGGGAAAAGCAAAGCCCACAACAGUGACUCUACAACUAGCGGAUCGUUCUCUAACUCAUCCUCGUGGCAUAAUUGAAGAUGUACUGGUGAAGGUUGGUAAGUUUAUCUUCCCUGCUGAUUUCUUAAUUCUUGAUAUGGAGGAAGAUUCAACUAUUCCCAUUAUUUUGGGAAGACCAUUCUUGGCCACGGGUCGAGCAUUAAUAGAUGUUCAAAAGGGGGAGUUAAAGUUGCGAGUCCAAGAUGAAGAGGUCAAUUUUAAUGUUUUUGCCCCAACUGACAUUCCUACCUGUUGCAAGAUUGAGGUGGUGAAGGGUUCUUUUGUUAAAACUGAUAAGAAGAAAGCAAAGCCUAAAGAGCGACUUCGAACGAUUCAGCGUCGUUGGAAAAGAUUGAUGUGUGGUAGUUCUGAAGGUGAGCUUACUCUUGUGCAAAACUCUGAAAUCAACACUAUUGGUGGUAAAUUUUCUUCAUUUAGUGCGAGGGCUCUUUUGAAUGCAAAGGGUGGACUUGAUCCCUUCUGAUGGGGCUCAGGUAAGUUUCUCUCACCCUGGUUUAUUUUCACACAUUGGGGACAAUGUGCAUUUUAGUUUGGGGGGGGGGGGAACUUAAUUUAUUUUUUCGCGUUUAUUUGUUUUAGUUUAGUUUGUUUUAGUUUUUUUUAGUCUUUCGCGAUAGUUAAAUUGAAAGAUGGAUUAAAUUGUUGUUAUUCACUUGUGCAAUGGAUUGAAACAUAACUGUGUGCUUGACUUGCAACUGUUUGAAUUAAAUUGGAUGUGUGUUAGGAAGUGAUUCAUGUAGAUUUAAAACAUUUGCUAUUUUCACAUAUCACUUUUGUUCUAUUUGGAUUGUGGAAUGACUGAUUGAACAUGAAAUAGAAUUUGUUUGACAUACUCUCUUGAAGCGAAAUCCUUGAUGAUUUUUGUUUGGAAAGUGAUUUAGGCAAGUUUUCUUUGGAACGAUUGAGCCUUUCAAGCCUGCCUAUGAAUUUUUUACCUUAGUAUACCCAAAG